AUGGCGGUAACGGCUCUGCCGAAAUCGGUGAGGAGGAGGAAAGAGGGCGAUGCUCUCUGUCGUACUGUGCAGCUGGUCUUUCCAAAUAAAGAAAAGGAUACAGAAAAGCAUCCGUUUGAGAGCCCUGUGCAGGUUGGCAAACUGCAGGACCUUAUCAACCGAAGUAAGAUGGCGAGGUGUAGAGGACGAUUUGUUUGCCCAGUCAUUCUGUACAAGGGAAAGCAUAUUUGCAGAUCAGCAACGCUGGCCGGCUGGGGAGAGCUCUAUGGGCGCACUGGCUACAACUAUAUCUUCUCAGGGGGUUCUGAUGACGCUUGGGCAGAUGCAGAAGACAUUUCAGAGGAGGAUUCUGCACUUAGGUUUGUGUGCAUCACUGGGAUAGGGAAAAGGCAGUUUGGACGAAAGCUGACUGGGCACGACAUCAAGCUACUUCGAUACCUGUCUGUCCGAUAUAUCUGUGACCUGAUGGUGGAAAACAAGAAGGUGAAGUUUGGCUUGAAUGUGACGUCUUCUGAGAAGGUGGACAAAGCUCAACGUUACGCCGAUUUCACGCUUCUCUCCAUCCCAUAUCCAGGCUGUGAAUUUUUUAAGGAGUACAAAGAUCGGGAUUAUACAGCGGAAGGUCUCAUAUUUAACUGGAAACAGGAUUACGUAGAUGCUCCAUUAAGUAUCCCAGUCUCUCUGACCCAGUCUCUGAAUAUUGAUUGGAGUGAGUACCAGAGCUGGGACCUUGUGCAACAGACACAGAACUACCUGAAGCUGCUGAUCUCCAUCAUCAAUAGUGAUGAUGACAGCGGGCUCCUGGUGCACUGUAUAUCUGGCUGGGAUCGAACUCCUCUCUUCAUCUCCUUAUUGCGGCUCUCCUUAUGGGCUGAUGGGCUGAUCCACACAUCCCUGGAGCCGUCUGAGAUCCUCUACCUGACAGUGGCCUAUGACUGGUUUCUCUUUGGGCACAUGUUAGCCGAUCGACUCAGUAAAGGAGAAGAGAUUUUCUUUUUCUGCUUCAAUUUUCUGAAGCACAUCACCUCUGAGGAGUUCUCUGCUGUGAAGUCGCAGAGAAGAAAGAGUUUGCCACCUGGCUUCACCCUGGAAGAAAUCUGCAUGCUCAAGCAGAGAGACCGAGGCAGCACCACAAGUCUGAGCAGUGACUUCUCCCUGGGGAUGGAAAGUUCUCCUGGAGCAGCUGGGAGCUUCACUUAUGAAGCAGUGGAGCUGAUGCCAGCAGGAGCACAGGCUCAAGCAGCAUGGAGGAAGAGUUGUGCAUCGUCACCACAAGCCGUGCUCUGGAGCAGGGCACAGCAGGCUGAAGACAGACUGCCUUCCACGGGGAUGGUCGAAGUCAAGUCCUCCAGCUCCUCCUCAUCAACCCAUUCUGAUAACUUCCUGAGGAUCGGAAGCAGCCCACUGGAAGUGCCCAGAUCCAGAUCGGCGGACCAUUCUCUGCCCGGAUCUUCCGUUUCCACAGACUUUGGCAGCUGGCAGAUGGUGACAGGGUGUGGCAGUAUUCGGGAGCAGGCAAUCCUGAGCGCAGACGCCUCUCUCCCUUGCAGCUUCCCGGAUGAGUUCCCUAGCACUUGCCUGCUGGUGUCGGCGAGCGACCGUGAGUCCCGGCUG
Messenger RNA from Charadrius vociferus (killdeer), 1614 nucleotides. RefSeq names its product myotubularin related protein 14 (gene MTMR14). The annotation marks the transcript as partial. Gene Ontology annotation, biological process: dephosphorylation. The transcript has 19 exons. The record is from RefSeq and is a predicted model, not a curated record. NCBI's taxonomy places the organism in Eukaryota, Metazoa, Chordata, Aves, Charadriiformes, Charadriidae. Gene Ontology annotation, molecular function: phosphatidylinositol-3-phosphate phosphatase activity.